CAGCACUGUUAUUUUUAUGACAGUUUUCUAACAAAUUUUUCUCCAUCCAUUUUUCAAUCAUGAACUCAUACGAGGAGGUCUUGUUCAAAGUGCUUGACAAUUUGCUGGCGGAGAAGAACUGCGAUGUGAAGGACGAGCUAUUACGUCACUCGAUGGUGGAUCUACUUCGCAACAGAUUCCGUGAGAUUGCAGUUGGGACCUCCAAUGGGGCCAAUCACGCUGGUCGCAGUGCGCCCAGCUACUUUGAUCUGGAGCGCACCUUUGGCCUGAUGGACAUCAAGGUUGGUGACCUCAAGGCCAUUUGCCAAGGUCAUUCGGCAGAGGCGGUACCACUGCUCGAGUGUCCAGUGCCGCAGACACUCGACGAGGAUUUCCACAAGGGGCCACAACCGAUGCUGAGCGGCACGAAGGGCCGGGAAAUGGGCUGCAACUCCCAUAUUCCCGACUAUUUUCCACCAUUUCCCGGGGCGCACACCUACAAGAACACGGUUAUGGAGCAGGUUACGGACAGGAGCUAUGUGGCCGUGAGGAAUCGUCAUGCCGAGAAUCAACUAAAUACCAAAAAGGCCCUGAAUGGCUUCUACUUGGGCUGCAGUCCGAAUGCAUCGCUUUUUGAAAAUUCCAAACCCGACGACAGCUGUAGGCUUUUGACUGUCGGUCCGCCUAAGAAACCUGCCUAUGUGGACGCUCUGAUGCCACGCAGCCAGGUCUUUGAAAUGGACAUUUACGAGACCAAGGAGGAGAUUACCCAUGCAGCCCUUGUCUGCCCCUUUCUGAUGGAGCCGAAGGAGCAGAUUUCACGCCAAUCCACUGAAAAUUGCGGAGUCGAAGACGUGGAGAUGCAGGAGCCAUGCAGCAAUGUGGAGCUGGACUCGGACUCCGAUGGGGUGGAGCCGGGGGAGGUCCUUGCAGGAGUGGGGGCCCAGAAGGCCAUUCAGGAGAUUAACUGGUCACAGCCGGACUGAAAACUGAAAACUGAAAAACCGAAUUAAACUGCAGCUCAGGAAGAGCUGAAAAGCACACGAAAUGUUUCCAUUACAGAACGGAGCGGAUGCACGUGAAAAGUGUGAGAAAAAUUAAUUUAUUACAAUUACAUUUCAUUAAGGACUGCCACACGUUGCCCUGCCAACAGCCGAUGCAAGAGAUUGGGGGGCAGAGUUCGAAGGAGCAGAUGCUAC
Drosophila gunungcola (fruit fly) is the source of this 1178-nucleotide messenger RNA. Its product is annotated as transcription initiation factor TFIID subunit 8. The coding region runs from base 60 to 965 and encodes 301 amino acids. Lineage: Eukaryota; Metazoa; Arthropoda; Insecta; Diptera; Drosophilidae. The transcript is spliced from 3 exons. The record is from RefSeq and is a predicted model, not a curated record. Gene Ontology annotation, biological process: transcription initiation at RNA polymerase II promoter. Gene Ontology annotation, cellular component: transcription factor TFIID complex.